Molecule: messenger RNA, 7956 nt
Organism: Stereum hirsutum FP-91666 SS1
Lineage: Eukaryota; Fungi; Basidiomycota; Agaricomycetes; Russulales; Stereaceae
Exons: 28
Coding region: 1-7956 (2651 amino acids)
Source: RefSeq, a predicted model, not a curated record
AUGACCUGGAACAACAAAAUAUUGGAGGCCAACAAGGGUCUCCAAAAAGAGAUCAUGGAGGCAGACCAAUCCUCUCCCAGAAAAAACCUCCGAGCUAACAUGGCCGUUCUCCAAGCCAUACCUAUGCUCACAGACGCGAUACAGUCAGAUGGCUCUUUACUGGAAUGGAUGACACCCCAAGGAGGCGCAGAUAACUCCUUCUCCGACGACAGCGUUUCAGAUGAACCUACUAUCGCCGAAUCUGUUGCCCGACAGUUGGACGAGUGGGACACAGACGGUAUCUUCCGUACUAAAACCAGCCGGUACACCUCAUGGCUUACGUUGGGGCUCUCGCAAUCGAUCCCUGCGACUCCAACGGACGUGUAUAUGAAUUGCUCCCCGCAAUCCUACAACCGGAUGGCACGUAUAUUCUGGGGUCACAUGCUCUUCGACCUUAUCGCGUACCAUGCCGGCUUUCGCAAGAACCAACCUCACUCUGUCCCCGUCAAGAAGCCCGAACUCAACAAGCUGCUGCAGAGGGAGGGUGUGAAACCGCUCUUCACUUUCUUGACCAGUUGGAUAGCGCGGCUUGACGAAAUGUUCCCCCAGAACAGUGACACCGCCCCCAGCACAUGCUACGCACCAUCUAAACAGGUUCAAAAUGCCUCGUGGUUCAGCACUCAACAUUCGCCAGUCACGAAGCCGACAGAACCGUAUAACUCCGUCCGCCCCGCCAAUGCUGACGGCGCCACUGGGACGUCCCAUCAUGCCUUGAUUGUGCAUACGCCUGCCCCCAUCUUCGAAUUUUUUGACCCAGAGGCGCAUACUAUAACCCAAUCAAUCCUCAAGAUCUCCCCUCACGGAUCGUUGGCCUCACGCGCAUCUCGCGACACCCACAUCCUGCACGACAUCUGGAAGAGAGACAAGAGCCUUAUGAUCCCCAAUGCACUGAACAACAUCUCUCUCGCAGCAACGGCUCUGUCGCUCUUGCUUCAUGGAGAUCUGGAUAGUGAACAGUCUGCAUCCGCCGUGAAAGAGGCUCUGGCUAAACGGUACGAACUCAUUCGGGACGAUCCAGAUCAAAAAUGGGAUCCUCAGACGUUCCUCGACAACCGCGGUCCCGACAUGAUCCUCCAGACUUUGCUGGUCGCCCUGCACGUCUCGCCUCUGCUACUGCUGGGCCCAGCCGCCUGUACAACUAACAAUCGUGCGAGCUGGCUGGUCCUGUUCUCUCUCAGGGUUGUGUUGGGCAACCCGUGGAAGCCACCGCUGGUCCAAUUCAUGGAGGACGCUGUGUGGCGCGCGGUUCUCAUGGUCUAUCUGGGGGGACGUGUAGACGAUGCUUUCGCCGAACUUCACGCGACAUGGUGCUCGGCUUGGCUGCGGCACAAUCACCCUCGCGACAUCGACGCGAGCACUUGGUUCAAAGACUUCAACAUCCCCGUAACAUCUGAGAGCGAAGAGGUCGAGGACCGCCAGAAAGGCAAACAACAGGGUGAUCGCCCAGACGGCUCUCCGCUUGAAGACGGACCAGACGAGGCGGAGGAAGACACGGUGCCACCUUCUCACGACCCGGAGUUCGUUGGCUGGUUGGAACGCGUGAAUUCCGGAUUUGAAAUGCGUCAGGCCGGAGAUCCAGAUGCUGACAAGCGGCUGUAUGAGAUUUUUAAAGGCAUGCAAUCUGUUAAGCAGGAGGCCGCAGACGACAUUCAACCAAAGAAAAAUGUCCCUCAGGCAGUUCCGACUUCGCCUACACCCCCGAAUGCAACGAUGUCCAGAGCACCCCCAUCCGAAACGAUCGCCACCCACAACCCACCAACCGACUCGGCGGAAAAACAGGGCACGACCACCAAUUCCCUUCCAUUUAAGAGUUCCCCCAAGAAGCCUGACGCCAUGUCUUCUGCAUCGGUGCCACCCGCCACAUCUGGUACUGGUGUCGUGGAGUCCAAACUGCCAGCCCCCGCUCCCUCUGCAUCUGCACGCAUUCCGUCAGGCCCGAUCUCCUCUGCUCCCGCUUCCAUCCCGUCUGCUUCCUCGGCCCACAUCCCUUCUUCCCCUUCCGUCCUUGCUUCCCGUUCGCCCAACAAGCCUUGUGCCAUUUCUUCUACCGCGGUGGCACCCACCACAUCCGGUCCUAACGUCACGGGGUUGAAUUUGCCUGCUCCCGCGCCCUCGGCAUCUGCCCCUUGUUUGCCUGUCUCCUCUACCUCUACCGUUGCCACUUCCUCUAGCCGCAACAAUCCUUCAGACGCCGUAUCGGCUUCUAAUCCUGCUGGUGCCAUAUCUUCUCUUCCGUCUUCCAUCACGCGUCCUUCCUCGGGCGACAAUCUCUCCUCCACCGUGCCCGUUUCGAGUUCGCUGAAGAAUUCUCACGGUCUUUCCGCUGCCUCGGUGCCACCCGCCGGCAAUUCCUCUCUCCCUCAGUCCCAGCCACUCGCCAAGGUCUGCUGGAUUUGCGAGCAGGCUCCAUCACAUCCGCCAAACGAAUGCCCGAUUGUUCAGGAGGGUGCAGACGCCAUCAACUUCAGAAUGGUGGAAUACCAGGGCCGCGAAUAUUAUCCAGAUCGUGUGACGCGUCUGGCUGCUAUAUUGAAAGAGGCCCGCGAGAAAGAGGCUACAGGGAGGUCCGCUCCGAAUGCGCCCAUCGUGUCGAACCCAUGCGCUGAAACUCAAACCCAACAUCUGGUCGCUGAUGGUCAGGAUCUCGAUGGAGACGUGGUCAUGCAAGAUGCCCCCGUGCCAGUUGGGCCUCCCACGAACGUGCCACCCCCAGGGAUCACUAGCGACCUGAACCAACAUCCUAACAUCCAACCAAAUAAUCCCCCGGAGCCGCGUAUCAGUGCGACGGUGCACCCCUCGGUGCCCAUGUCCCAUCCCGCUCCCGUUAUCGAUGACGAAGCGUAUUCUCUAACCUUCAGGGGAGAACCCUACCCACUCCCGUCGGGUAGCCCGAAACUUUACAUAGGGCCUACCUCUGGUGUACUGCCUAUCUUUCACGAGCACUCGGUGGUGCAGAAAUUGUUCGACAUUAAGAACAUAUUGUUGGGGUCGCUCCACCAAAAAUAUCGGGGCUUGGAUGCCCAGCAGGCAGUGGAUGAUAUUGUCGCGGACGCCAUGUUCCAACAACUCGAAGAGAUUGUGUUCGAUGAUGACUAUUCGAGUCGGGCCCUGGCGUGGGCUCUUUGGUACACGGGGAUCGUUCACCUCAUGCGCUAUCUCGUGUGCACCAUGAAGCGUGAAGAAGAUUCAACUCGGCGCCAAUUAUGCCGUCGAGCCGCCCAGCUGCAUAGGCGAUUCGAUUUGGAGUUGAAGUCCGCCGCCAGGGCUUCAAAACUCGACACGGACCCCUCUGACCCCUUGCUGGACUGCGUGACACACGCAGCAGAAGAACAGCUUUGGAUCGGAUUUCGGCCUUUCCCAGUGGCGGAGCAUGUGAGAGAAACGGAACACAGCCGGCGCAUGGAUGCUCAGAUUGCGCAAUGGAUCUCGCUUUCCCCGGAAAUGCGGCCUGCGCAGCCUGCCACUUCCUCGGUCGCGGUCUCCAAUACGGCGCUCCCAGCUCAAAGUUCAAAGGCGAGCGGAGAAGGAUACAGUAAUCGUGUUGUGGAACUAGACAUUGGAGGAGACUCAGGUUUCUCCUCGCAUCAGCAUGCAGAGACACCUGAAGCUGGUGUCACGGUACAAGGCGCGCCAACAGCGGCUUCCUCCACAUCUCAAGGCGCGAGUGUAAAUCCACUUGGUGCUUCUGAGGCGCCCCCCAAUGCUGCCGGAGUGGUGCCCAAGACUGCAGACCAGGAGAAGGCUCAGGCAGGAACAGAUCAUGCUCGUCCGGGCCAGCUCCAAACUGGAGGGGGAAAAGAUGGUACGCUAGGUCCGCAUUUGGAUGUCCCAAGAGCCUCCGCAGACAGAGUCGGCGAGCGCGUUACCUCGAGUCCACAGCACGCCGUUCACACAGGAUCCGACUGUGUUCCCUACGACCGCCAUAUGUCGGUGCCCCUAGACCUGCAAGUAUCCGUGGAUCGUCGUCGGACAGAUUGGAUCCCUGUCAACCUUAAGGCUAUGACAGCUCGUUCUUACCCACCUUGGCACCCAGCUUCACGGGUUGACCCAACUGUUCUAGGCGUACAAUCGGACCUAGAGCGUGACACCGAUCGCAUACGCGCCACCUCCGUGCCCAUGGACCUGGAAGCAUCACUACGUAUCCCUCAGCUCACUUGGCUCGCAAACCAUGUAUCCGUGGCUCCAGCGGAUACAACUGGGGCGAUCCUCGAUGAUAUGCGCGGUGAAGAGCGGGACGCAGAACCUGACAUCGACAAAGAACCACGCUACCCCAGCCGCAACGUCGCCCGCCCCAAUUACCGAGAGAUAACGGGUGGCACUGCAGGACAUGCAACUUCGGCGAAGCGCGCACGCAAGGGCGCUACUUCUGGGACAGCAGAGCAAGGCGAACACGAGUUCAGUCCGGAUCCCAGGCCUUGGCCGAGCAAACGGAUACGGCUAACUCGUGAGCCAAGCGAAGACGAGGAAGACUUCAUUCCGCCACCCGAACCUGGACCGUACUAUUACAAAAGGUUCCGCGUCGACAAGGUCACAGACGGCGAGCUGAUCGAGUUCAUUCCCCAUCCUUCUUGCGCACGCAUGGAGGUGUACAUUUGGAAGCAACUAUGGGACUCACUGAACCAUCCAGUGACGGGGAGCAUUGUGGACUGGGACCACAGCGGUGUACCGAAGCCGUUGCACCUUCAUCCAUACUCUCGCAGAAACUCGACCGAAUAUGACCCCUCGGAGCCAUUACAAUCCUGCAUAUUCGUGACUCCAUGGUCUGAAUAUCUCCAAUUACCAUGUGAGGAGAUUCAGGCCGUCUUCAGCCAGCGACACAUCCUCGUCUACGAGGUCCCUCACAGUCACGUUUGGGAUUGGUCGUUAUUCUGCAUCGAUCGCGUGAACUCUAUCCUUGCGUGGUUGCAAAUCCAGAGCAUGGAAAACAGAGAUCGACAGGGACGGCUGCGUAGACAAACACACACCUGGUACAGCUCCAAGACCGUCUAUGAGACCGUCCCUCCCAAGCGGAAGGAGGACACGCACAAAGAAGCGAACGGCUUGAGCCUGAAUGCCCUGAGUUGUUUGAAACCCAGGACGAUGCUAGAACACCCGCCACGCUUUUUGGACCUCGCUAACGACCGGACCGCUAUGGAGGCAUACGACUCCGUUUACGAGAGAAUGCCCACAGAAGUACCUAACGGCCAUCUCUCCUGGGCGAUAAUGAGCAGUCCCAACGUGGUCUCUCGUGUCCACGUUGAUACAACAGGUCUGGCUACCGUCUCUUUGCCUCUCACCGGAGAAAAGUGGUGGGCCGUGGCGCACCCACGUCCCGAGUUUGCUGAGGAGCUUUCGGAGACGCGGACGGGUCUCUUCCGUGACUUCAAAGAAUACCACAUCGACGAACGGUACAGAUGGGAGGCAGUCUCUUUGGGCAAAUUCACUGCUUUCGCGGUUGGCCUGACAUCGUUAUUUCCGAGCUUCAUGAGGCCGUGCACGCCACACUACGUACUAACCAGUGAGGAGUCGAUCGUCUCCGGCGCCCACUUCUACGCCUCUGCAACAUUGAAGGCCAGUUGUUGUGGUGCCGUUCACGCGUUAUUGGCGGACAACAUGAUCACCAACACGUCGCACCCAGAGCUUCUGCCUCAGCUGGCCAGUUUCAAUUUUUGGUUCAAUCUAUUGCAGUAUCAAUUGCCUCGACAUCCUGCUCGCGUAUUUUUACACCCCGAUCGUGGCGUGCGGCAUCUCCUUGGCUGUAUCGCGGUCUUUUGGCGAACCCUGGAUUACCGGUCAUAUUUCCAGUCAGCCCGACGCGACAACGAUGGGGGUGAAAAGGAGACCGACGGUGACGAAAACGAAGCAACACCGGCCUUGCGCGAGAACUGGAAAGAUGAGUUCGCCUUCGGCGCCGAUCACAAGCACUCUAUGAGGGCAUUUGGACGGGCCUUCGCACGGUACAUCCUGUUUGCAUCUGCAGAUGCCACCCCCGUCAUUCGCGACCGUUCGCGUCACAGUAAGCCUCCACGGAUUGGAAGUCUGGAGACGGAGGCCGUUGUCAACGAACUCGGGUGGCUCCCGUACCGCGUACGUUUUCCUAUCGCACAACUCUGUCAUUUCGCUCUGGCCGUCAUGGCUGAGCGGGUUCGGCUCGACAAAAAGGUUCACGGAGAAAUCCCGGUCCACUGCCUGCGAUACUGGUUGGUGGAAGACAUUCGCGAUUUUCUGGGAGAUUAUGUUGCACUUCUGGUCCAGUUAUGGUUGUCCCAGAUCGAAGAAGCAGUGGCCUACGGUGAAGACGUGUUCUCCGACCUGUUGCAGAAGGAUGUCGAGUGGGAACCAUUACCCAAGUACGACUACAGGGGCUUUUGGUAUACGGCGCAGACGUCCCACGCAAGCCACCCACAGAAGCUCCCCGGCCCCUGCGUAUUGCAAACCGUCACCCACAAGUUUCAAUGGACAAAAUGGGUCAAGGUCAGAGAAAAGAACGACGGCUUGGACGAUGAUCCUCUAUCGGAUGGAGAGGCGACCGAGGACGAGAUGCAGCAGGAGAAAGAGUUGAGGGAUCGCGCGAGGAAGGCGAAGAGGAAAAAUGCCAAGAAGCGGACCCAGGAGGAGAAACAGGCGGUGAAAGAGGCUGAGGAACAGCAGGCGAGGCGGGAUGAGAAACAGCGUUUGAGGUCGGAGCACGACGCUGAUGGCGAGACCGUCAUCUUUAAUGACGACGAGAUGGAACAAGUGGAGAGGCCGGACGUUGGGGAAGGUAUGGUGCGCUCCGAUGGGAAACGGGCGGGAGACGAUUACCUUCCGGAUUCGGACCCGCCUUCUGAUGACGAUGAGAUGAUGGGUACAUUUAGCGGAGGUCACGAUGGUGUGAGGGGCACAGAUGACGACGACGAGCGAGGUGUGGGGGAAGAGGACAAGGAAAUGAGGAGCGGCGGCGAGGGUGAAGAGGAGGAUGCUGAGGGAGAGGAUGACGAGGAAAUGAUGAGCAGAAAUGGGGGUGGUGCUGAGGGAGAUGAUGACGAGGAGAUGAUGAGCGGAAAUGGGGGUGGUGCUGAGGGAGAGGAUCAUGAGGAGAUGAUGCCCGGAAAUGGGGGGGACGUAGACAUGGACGCACGCGACACGUCCCACGCAAGCCACCCACAGAAGCUCCCCGGCCCCUGCGUAUUGCAAACCGUCACCCACAAGUUUCAAUGGACAAAAUGGGUCAAGGUCAGAGAAAAGAACGACGGCUUGGACGAUGAUCCUCUAUCGGAUGGAGAGGCGACCGAGGACGAGAUGCAGCAGGAGAAAGAGUUGAGGGAUCGCGCGAGGAAGGCGAAGAGGAAAAAUGCCAAGAAGCGGACCCAGGAGGAGAAACAGGCGGUGAAAGAGGCUGAGGAACAGCAGGCGAGGCGGGAUGAGAAACAGCGUUUGAGGUCGGAGCACGGCGCUGAUGGCGAGACCGUCAUCUUUAAUGACGACGAGAUGGAACAAGUGGAGAGGCCGGACGUUGGGGAAGGUAUGGUGCGCUCCGAUGGGAAACGGGCGGGAGACGAUUACCUUCCGGAUUCGGACCCGCCUUCUGAUGACGAUGAGAUGAUGGGUACAUUUAGCGGAGGUCACGAUGGUGUGAGGGGCACAGAUGACGACGACGAGCGAGGUGUGGGGGAAGAGGACAAGGAAAUGAGGAGCGGCGGCGAGGGUGAAGAGGAGGAUGCUGAGGGAGAGGAUGACGAGGAAAUGAUGAGCAGAAAUGGGGGUGGUGCUGAGGGAGAUGAUGACGAGGAGAUGAUGAGCGGAAAUGGGGGUGGUGCUGAGGGAGAGGAUCAUGAGGAGAUGAUGCCCGGAAAUGGGGGGGACGUAGACAUGGACGCACGCGACGUUGAAGAGUACGAGGAAUCGGAGGAGUUUGAAGAAGAGGACGACGAUAAGGACGAGGAUUACGUCGAGUGA